Molecule: messenger RNA, 2001 nt
Organism: Pogoniulus pusillus (Red-fronted tinkerbird)
Lineage: Eukaryota; Metazoa; Chordata; Aves; Piciformes; Lybiidae
Gene: MUL1
Product: mitochondrial E3 ubiquitin protein ligase 1
Exons: 4
Coding region: 10-1080 (356 amino acids)
Biological process (GO): organelle organization; protein ubiquitination
Cellular component (GO): mitochondrion
Molecular function (GO): ubiquitin-protein transferase activity
Source: RefSeq, a predicted model, not a curated record
ACGGCGGCCAUGGAGGGCGGCGGCGGCGGCGGGCGGCCCUCGGCCCUGCAGGCCGCGCUGCUGGCCGCCAGCGCCGCUGUCACUGCUCUGCUCUACUCCGUGUACCGGCAGAAGGCUCGCGUCGCCCGCGGCCUGCAGGGUGCCAGGAGGGUUCAGCUGGACGGGGAUCUGCGGGCAGUGCUGCUGGAGGCGCCGGGCCGAUGUGUGCCCUACGCGGUCAUCGAAGGUGUGGUGAGAUCCGUUAAGGAGACCCUGAGCAGCCAGUUUGUGGAGAACUGUAAAGGUGUUGUUCAGAGGCUGACACUGCAGGAGCACAAGAUGGUGUGGAACCGAACAACCCAUCUCUGGAACGACUACGAGAAGCUGAUCCAUCAGCGAACCAACACCACCCCCUUCGACCUGGUGCCAACCGAGGAGGGCGCCGGCGGCGUCGCCGUGCGGGUGAUGAAGCCUCUGGAAGCUGCUGAGCUCAGCCUGGAGACAGUGUAUGAGAAGUUCCACCCCUCCGUGCAGUCCUUCACCGACGUCAUCGGGCACUACAUCAGCGGCGAGCGCCCCAAGGGCAUCCAGGAGACGGAGCAGAUGCUGAAGGUGGGCACGGCCCUGACGGGAGUGGGCGAGCUGGUCCUGGACAGCGCCACCAUCAAGCUGCAGCCACCCAAGCAGGGCAUGCCCUACUACCUGAGCACCUCUGAUUUCGACUCCCUGCUGCACAGACAAGAGGCCAACGCUCGCUUUUGGAAAACCCUCACUGUCCUCUUCGGCUUUGCCACCUGUGCCAUCCUCUUCUUCCUCCUCCGGAGGCAGUACCGGCACCACCUGGAGAAGAAGCAGCUCAGGCAGAUGCAGGAGGAGUUCCGGCAGGCCCAGGAGCGCCUGCUGAGGGAGGUGAAGGCCGAGGGGGGAGAGACGCUGAAAAACGCCUGCGUGGUCUGCUUGAGCGCCCCCAAAGCCUGUGUCUUCCUCGAGUGUGGCCACGUCUGCUCCUGCCACCAGUGCUACCUGGCACUCCCCGAGCCCAGGAAGUGCCCAAUCUGCCGCCAGGGCAUCUCCAGGGUGGUUCCUUUGUACAACAGUUAAAGGGCUCUGGCUGAGGAGGCAGAACGUUGGGUGUGGAAACUGCUUCUCCCCAAAGGGCUUUUCUCACCUCGAGUGGUUGAUUUGAGGGGAGGAAGCUGCCUCUUAUCCAGGGGUUUUUCUCACCUCACUGCUUGGUGCUUGGCUUAGGGGGAGAAAACUGCCUCUCACCAGGGGGGGUUUGCCACUUCACUGCUUGAGUGGUUGGUUUGGAGGAGAAAACUGCUUCUCCCCAAGGGGGUUUUGUCACCUUGCUGCUUGAGUGCUUGGUUUUGAGGGGAAAAAAAUGCCUCUUGUCAAGGUUUUUUUUUCCUCACCUCACUGCUUGAAUGAUUUUUGGAGGAGAAAGUUGCCUCCCCCCAAGGGGUUUUCUCUCCCUGCUGCUUGAGGGCUUGGUUUUGGGGGGAGAAAACUGCCUCUCCCCAAGGGGUUUUGUCACUUGCUGCUUGAGUGUUUGGUUUUGGGGAAGGGGAGGGAGCUUGAGUCCAUGGAGUGCUUUGAGUGGGGCUUCAAAGGUGACAGUCUGGCUGCUGGGGACUCAGAGCAUGCUUGCUCUGGAGGUUUUUAGGGUGGGAAAUGAGGAAUCCUGGCAAAUAACCACCAUGCUCAGCUGGGAGAUGCAGCUUCAACCUCCUCUGUUAAGUGCUGGGCUUUGAGUUGACUGCAAAAUCUCAUAAAAAUUGGGGGAAGCUCAAUUUUGGCUUCUGAGAGGCUGCAGGAUUUGGGGUGAUGCUGUCACCUGGCUCUAGAGACUGACUUUGAGCAGGGUGGGCUCUUGAAGAGCUUUUGUGAGGGGUUGUGUGGGCACAGGGGAUUUGAGGGUCAUCAUACCAGGAUGUGAGAGGGAGGAGAGGAAAAGGCUGUGGCUGGUUCUGCUGGAGUGGAAAACGGGAGGGAAGGUAAUAAAAUAGGAUGGAAAAUGUG